Fusarium venenatum is the source of this 786-nucleotide messenger RNA. RefSeq lists its product as uncharacterized. The record is from RefSeq and is a predicted model, not a curated record. NCBI's taxonomy places the organism in Eukaryota, Fungi, Ascomycota, Sordariomycetes, Hypocreales, Nectriaceae.
AUGACAGAAACAGCAGUCUCCAAAACAAAGCAUUUAUUCUCAAACAUGACGAAAUGUCGAAAAUUCCUCUUGUUGAUGCGUUGUCUUUUCUUCAAUUUCUUGACUUUCACAUAUCCUGGUGCAUAUGACCACCAUACUAGAUCACCCGUUCGGAGAAUCGCUGCCCAUCAAGAUUACAACCAGAACAAGAUAGAUACGAUUGCGUCAUUAGUUCAGUUCCGUAAGCUCAAGGAAGCCGAACUGCGAUUCGUUCAAGGAGCGGCAACCUUGUCAGGCGCAGCAGCAAUAGGCGUAUUCUCAUGGCCUACCACAGAAAAGGCGAUAUGGGCUACCAAGAUGUUUUGGAACUGGGGCUUAUUCUUCUCCAUUUUCGCGCUUAUUAGUUCCGCUCAUCAAAGGCUCCUCCGAUAUCUGCCGGAAAAGGCCGAUCAAGAGUUUGAAGAUAAACAAAUUGAAGUGGCGCUUAGUCUUUUCCUGCGGCCAGUAAAAGGGCAACAAAAAGAUAUGAAGAAAAUAAGCUUCAAGAUGCUGUGGUUCUGGCAAUGUCCCACCAUGCUUAUGAGUUAUUCGUGGGUGUUCUUUGUGACUGGAUAUGCACUACAUUUACUCACUCCGGUUUUUGGCUCGUCAGGCGUCAAGACUUCAGAAGAGGUAUAUGGCCUGACAUUGUGUGGCUGUGGGCUGGUUGUUCUCAACUUCAUAUUCUGUGGAAGUCUUUGUCAGCACCGGCUCACCAUGGCGAGGCGCAGGUCUACGACCACGCUCAACGCCGACGAACAAGUGUGA